AUGUGUGCAGUUUUAGAAAAUAACAUUUUGCAAGAGCUGAAACCUAUACUAGGGCAACUAGUUCAAGAAGCUAUGAAAGAAGCAUUAGAUGGGAUAUACAUGCGUAUACAAAACACAGCGGGAAGCAAGAAUAAUGUAAAUGAAACAAAUAAUAAGGUUAUGGAAAAUCAAAUCGGCAUGGAGACAAAAAACACGGCAAUAAACACGCAACAUAAUAACAUAAAGAAUACUGUACCACAAAGUACCGCACCCACCACAGCUACCUAUCAACAGAUGGCAGCACGAAAUUCCAAAACAAAUGGAGUGCAAACUGUCAAUCACAAACAAACACAAGAUAAUAAUAAAACAAGAAAAACUGAUUACAGCAAUAAUACGCUCAUAAUUAAAGACAAGAAUGAGCAAGGUAACGCAGUGAAUAUAUAUACGCAGAUAAAAGGCGCUAUAGACCCAUCUAAUCUGGAAAUUGAUAUAGUUAACCUAAAAGUAAACAAACAAAACCUAUUUAUAACCUGCAAAGACCAGGAAUCGUACCAAAUACUAAAAACUAAUGUGGAAAGAAUUAUAGACACUAACAACUGGGAAAUUUCCAAAGCGAAUAAGUUUAACCCAAAACUAGUAAUAAAAGAAGCAAGAACAGAUGAUGUUACAGAAGAUUAA
Molecule: messenger RNA, 657 nt
Organism: Brassicogethes aeneus
Lineage: Eukaryota; Metazoa; Arthropoda; Insecta; Coleoptera; Nitidulidae
Source: the annotation of a GenBank genome assembly